Molecule: messenger RNA, 1067 nt
Organism: Rana temporaria (common frog)
Lineage: Eukaryota; Metazoa; Chordata; Amphibia; Anura; Ranidae
Product: olfactory receptor 5B12-like
Exons: 1
Coding region: 31-963 (310 amino acids)
Biological process (GO): G protein-coupled receptor signaling pathway
Cellular component (GO): membrane
Molecular function (GO): G protein-coupled receptor activity; olfactory receptor activity
Source: RefSeq, a predicted model, not a curated record
UGAACUUUAACCCUAACCCUAAAUAUUGUAAUGCGGAAUCAGACAAUUGGAUUUGUCCUUUCUGGACUGUCGGACCUUCCCUCUCUUCAGCUCCCUCUGUUUUUAUUUUUCCUUCUCAUCUACCUUCUGACAAUAAUCUGGAAUCUGCUGAUCAUCUCCCUCAUAGUCUCCGACUCUCACCUCCACGUUCCUAUGUAUUUCUUCCUUGGGAACCUGGCCGGUUUGGACCUCUGUUGUUCUUCAGUCACCGGCCCCCGAAUGUUAUUUGACCUUCUCACCAAGACAAGGAAUAUUACAAUAAUGGCUUGUAUAACCCAAGUCUUCUGCUUUUUAUCCUUUGCUGCCUCUGAGAUUUUUCUUUUGGCUGUCAUGUCCUAUGAUCGAUAUACCGCCAUUUGUCAGCCAUUACAUUACUCACAGAUCAUGAGUUGGAAAGUGUGUGUACAGUUGGCCUCCACUGUCUGGUGUCUUGGUUUUGCCUAUUCUUUGGUUCACACACUUUGUGCCUUAAGAUUAUCAUUCUGUGGCUCACAUAUUAUAGAAAGCUUCUUUUGUGACCUGCCCCAGUUGUUUCAGAUCUCCUGCAGUGACAUCUACACCAACAUUCUUCUCAUCUUUCUCUUGGGUGGGUUCAUUGGAGUUGGGUCUCUAAUACUGACCAUCUUCCCCUAUGUCUAUAUAUUCAAAACUGUCCUGAAAAUGAAAGUUAAAGGUAAAAGGAGUAAAGUUUUCUCUACAUGUAGUUCUCAUCUGACUGUGGUCUUCGUAUUUUAUUUCUCAGUUUUUUUUAAUUAUCUUCGCCCGAGCACUAAUAAUCAUUUUGCUGCUGAUAAAGUGGUGUCUGUCUUUUACACCACGAUUGUCCCUCUCUUCAAUCCUCUGAUCUACAGUCUGAGGAACCAAGAUAUCAGAAAAGCCUUUCACAAUGUUUUUUUACAGAAGAGUCUUCCACCUUCCACCUGAAAUACAGACCCCGCCUAAGCUAAACCCUUUAUUAAAAGAAAUUAGAAAGAUACAGCUAAAUAAAACUUAUUUAAUUAUUAAAAGUAUUUUUUUUAGAACAUCAA